Molecule: messenger RNA, 4168 nt
Organism: Ruditapes philippinarum (Manila clam)
Lineage: Eukaryota; Metazoa; Mollusca; Bivalvia; Venerida; Veneridae
Product: keratinocyte proline-rich protein-like
Exons: 2
Coding region: 53-868 (271 amino acids)
Source: RefSeq, a predicted model, not a curated record
CAAUAUCACUAUAACACUUACUGAUAUAACAAAACUUUCAAAACUUACGAGAAUGAUGGAGUGGUUUAGCGUUGCAUGUUGGAGGGUUGUGGAGGUUGUCAGGUCUGGGAUUAGGACUGUCCUCAGUGUCUUCGGGCUCACGGUGAUGCCCGAAGACAGGCCAACUUUUGAUUCCGAGGUUAAAGAGGAGUUUCGAGGACCACUAUCUAGUGGUGAGGAGGUUACAGUAGAGGUAGACAGGGAGGUUAUCACAGCUGCACCUGUGAUUGCAGAUAGCCCAGUGGUUAUCGCAAUUUGUCCUGUAGGUGAGUUGUUCCCUGCGGCUGUCCAUCCUGAUCAGGUAGAGGAUCCUUCUGAGGUAGGGCCAUUGAUUACUGAGGUUGAGGCUCCGCACCUGCCCAACCUGGGAGAUGAGGUAACACCCGGUGUUCUGUCGGGAACAGGUAGACCCCGAAGGACCCGUAGACCCAGUCCCAUUCCUGCGGGAUCAAGUAGACCCCAAAGGACCCUUAGACCCCGUCCCAUUCCUUCGGGAUCAAGUAGAUCCCAAAGGACCCUUAGACCCCGUCCCAUUCCUUCGGGAUCAAGUAGAUCCCAAAGGACCCUUAGACCCCGUCCCAUUCCUGCGGGAUCAAGUAGAUCCCAAAGGACCCUUAGACCCCGUCCCAUUCCUGCGGGAUCAAGUAGACCCCAAAGGACCCUUAGACCCCGUCCCAUUCCUUCGGGAUCAAGUAGACCCCAAAGGAACCUUAGACCCCUUCCCAUUCCUGCGGGAUCAAGUAGACCCCGAAGGACCCAUAAACCCAUUAGCGUCAUGCAGGUCAAUCCUAGUCUCAACACUUAUUUGUUCACUAGUCCGAAGUUCUAGACCGUGGCAGUUUUAUAUUAUAUUAGUUACUUUUGUUUAUGCAUGUAUAUUAUUAUUUUGAAUAUUGUAAUUGUUUUUUGUAAAGCAAAUUUUUUCUGCUCAUAAAUCAAAAAUUCAAAUGAAGUUUGCUAUAAAAAAUAAUGUAAAAUUAUUAGUCUGGGCUGGAAAGGAACAUGGUAAAGGCAAAAGCAUCAGUGCAGUAUCUUUGAUUGAGAGUGAAAUAGUACUGUCUGACUCAUCAUGGGUUUCUGCUCAUUUAUGGGUAAAUGCUUGUUAUAACUUGAUGGAAAGAUGGUUAGAGAGUUAGUAGUCUGGUUAUGAUAAGUGUUUGUGCAUGUUUGAAUGGUAACCUGUGUUGACCAGUCAUUUCUGUUUUAACUCAAUCAGGAUCAAUGUACUGUUGUUGAUGUCUUAACCAUGUGCUUGUCUGUACUGUGUGGCCUUUUUCUGUCUUUAAAACAAUUUAAACUUUUUUUGGUAAAUGAUUUUUUCUUUUCAAAAUUGACAUUAAUUGAAGCUAAAUUUUAGAAAUUGUAAAACUUAAUAAUUUAAGUAAGUCAUAAAUCUUUUAGUAAUUUUAGUAAGUCGAAAUUCUCUAUUUUUCUUUUUUUUGCAUACCAGAUGAGUUUUUCAUUAAUUAUUUUUAUAAUUUUCAAGUUAAGUUUCAUUGCCUAAGUUAAGUUGUAUACAUUUUGUUUCUUAUGUUAUUUACUUAAUUUUGUCUUUGACCUACUUUUUCAUUCAAUGAGAAAUAGGAAAAUGAAAAUGCAGUUUUUUUGUUAACAGCCUUUAACAGUGUUUGUGUAACUGAUUUUUUGCAUUUUAACUUGUGUAUUUAAAUAAGCUGCUCGGGCACUUUAAAUGUAGGACACAUCAAUUUAGAGAAAUGCUGUUAAGAAAUGAUGAAAUGCUUUGAAUAGCUAUAGUAUGUUGCCCUGCUACCUACUUGUAGUUGUUUUUAUCAUUGAAUUCUUUCUUAAUCAGCAAUUCUAACUAUUACAAAAUUUAUUUAUUUUUUUAUAAAAAUUUGGAAGUUUCUGAGUUACCCUUUGCAUAUAUUUUGUCUCACAGCACUCGUGUAUGAAAAGUAGGACAAAGACUAGAACAGAUGCUAUUUAACUAAAAGAUUAAACACUAUGAACAACUAAGUAUAGUCUGUUGCUCCCAUCUCUCCUUUUAGCUGUUUAUUUUGUUUGAUUUUUUUCUUAUUAGCAUCUGCUUCUAACACAUGUUUAUAUAAAAAAUACAAAAAAAAAAAAAAAAAAAAAAAAAAAAAAAAAAAAAAAAAAAAAAAAAAAAAAUACUGUGCAAACUCUGUAGAGCCCCUUUGGAAGCUUUACAUUAUAGGCUUAAUUCACUUUUGUUAGUAAAACUUAAAAUUGUUAAUUUAGAAAAAGGUUAUUGCUUUUCCAUCUUCCAAUGGCCACUCUACAGAGCUUCCAUUGUAUAAAAAAAAAAAAAAAAAAAAAAAAAAAAAAAAAAAAAAAAACUUUGCUUGUUAUUGCAUGUGUAUAUUCUUAUUUAUUUGCAUCCAUUUUUAUGAUUUUGACAUCCGCAAUAGAGAUUUUCGCUGUAACUCGUCCUCGGUAAACACAUUUUGUUUAAGUAAUUUCUGCAUCCGCUAUGGAACAUAUCCUCGGUAAACACAUUUUGUUUAAGUAAUUUCUGCGUCCGCUAUGGAAUUUUUCCUUCAUAUACACAUUUUGCGUUUAGUAAUUUCUGCAUCCGCUAUUGAACUCAUCCUUGGUAACACAUUUGUUUAAGUAAUUUCUGCGUCUGCUAUGGAACUUAUCUUCGGUUAAUACAUUUUGCUUUUAGUAAUUUCUGCAUCCGCUAUAGAACAUAUCCUCGGUAAACACUUUUUGUUUAAGUAAUUUCUGCAUCCUCGGUUAACACAUUUUGUUUAAGUAAUUUCUGCAUCCGCUGUGGAUCUUUUCCCUUCAUAAACACAUUUUCCAUUAAGUAAUUUCUGCAUCCUCUAUUGAACUCGUCCUCGAUAACGCAUUUGUUAAAUUUAUUUCUGCUUCGGUUAUGGAAUUUAAUCCUCGGUAACACAUUUGUUUAAGUACUUUCUGCAUCUGCUAUGGAACUUAAUCCUCGGUAACACAUUUGUUUUAGUAAUUUCUGCGUUGGCUAUGGAACUUAUCCUCGGUUACACAUUUGUAAUAGUAAUUUCUGCGUCUGCUAUGGAACUUAUCCUCGGUAACACAUUUGCUUAAGUAAUUUCUGCGUUCGCUAUUGAACUCGUCUUCAGUAAACACAUUUUGCAACUGCGAUAGAAUGUAUCAGCCAUAAAUACAUUUGGUUAAGUUAUUUCAUUUCUGCGUCUGCUAAUUUAGAACAUUUUAGUGUCUGCUAUAGAAUUAUCCUUGGUUAUCAUAUUCAAUACAGUCAUUUGAGUAUCAGCCUUAUAAAUUUUCUUCAAUAAAUACAUUUGUAUUAGUUAAACUUCUGCAUCCAUUUUAUAAAAACUUUCAUAAGUAGAGACAUUUAUUAUAGUUAAUAGAAAUUUUUUUAGUAAACGCAAAUUUUCAGUAGGAAACAUUUGUAAUAAUGAUUUUGGUGUCUGUAAUAACAGUUUUCUUUAGUAGACACUAAUAUGUUAAAGAUAUUUCAGCUUCCACUAUAGAUUAUAAGUUUUCUAAUAAAAAUUACCAAGCACAAACACCAAAGGAAAACUAACAAAACUAUUUCCUUUGCAUAUAACAUACUAAUUUGUUACUUCUGCUGUAAAACACAUUUUGUUUAGGUAAUUUCUGCAUUGGCUCUGGAAAUUAUUCUCGGUAAACGCAUUUUGUUUAACUAAUUUCUGCAUUCGCUCUGGAACUUAUUCUCGCGAAACGCAUUUUGUUUAGUAAUUUCUGCAUUCGCACUGCAACUUAUUCUCGGUAAACGCAUUUUGUUUAAGUAAUUUCUGCAUUCGCUCUGGAACUUAUUGUCGAUAAACGCAUUUUGUUUAAGUAAUUUCUUCAUUCGGUCUGGAACUUCUUCUCGGUCAACACAUUUUGUUUAAGUAAUUUCUACAUUCGCUCUGGAACUUAUUCUCGGUAAACGCAUUUUGUUUAAGUAAUUUCUGCAUUCGCUCUGGAACUUAUUCUCGGUAAACGCAUUUUGUUUAAGUAAUUUCUGCAUUGGCUACAGAUUUUAUUCUCGGUAAGCGCAUUUCGUUUAAGUAAUUUCUGCAUUCGCUUUUCAACUUAUUCUCGUUAAAUGCAUUUUGUUUAAGUAAUUUCUGCAUUCGCUACGGAUUUUAUUAGCGGUAAACACAUUUUGUUUGAGUAAUUUCUACAUUCGCUCUGG